Messenger RNA from Hydractinia symbiolongicarpus, 5046 nucleotides. RefSeq lists its product as uncharacterized. The transcript is spliced from 10 exons. The coding region runs from base 259 to 4449 and encodes 1396 amino acids. The record is from RefSeq and is a predicted model, not a curated record. NCBI's taxonomy places the organism in Eukaryota, Metazoa, Cnidaria, Hydrozoa, Anthoathecata, Hydractiniidae.
UUAUUCUUUUUGCAUAUGCUAGUAAAAAAUUUAAAUCUAUUCAAACGAGUAUGCUUUAUUUCCACCUGUUUUAAGAAACAGUUAUGGCUUGUAUUCUGUAGCUUCAAUCGAAUGAUGUUUUAAAAUCAAUUUUUAAUUUAUCACAUAUUAUACCUUUGAAAGAUCACACAUUUUUUUCAUUUUACAUGAAGCAUUUGAGCAGAUCUCAAGAGCAGUUAAAAGGCUAAACAUUUAUGUGAAGGCUGACCAACAGCAGAGAUGCCAGAGCCCGCCUUUCAUACAAGAAAUGUUGAACCGAUUGGUUCGUUUAGAGAUUCUACUGAUGUAAAGAAGUUUCUUCCAGGAAAUCUAUAUGAAGCUCUUUACAGUGAUAUUUCAGACAAUUUGGAUAUUCACGAUUUGAUUAAAGUGGUUUCUAACAGUGCUUACCUUAACAAUGCAGCAUUUGGGCGUGCCUAUAGCGAUGUUUAUAAGCUGAGUAUGCUCCUUCGAGAGUUUUCCGAAACCAGUUCUGAUGUCUUUUACGAUCAAGUUUGUUUGCCCUUAGUUAAGCACAGUUAUGAAGUAGCAGAGGCGUUCUUUCGCACUGAAAACGUUCUUCUGGUCCAGAAUUGUACAUUUGGAAUGAAAUCCGUUGCUGAUUUGCUUAUCAAGGAAAAACAACAUGAAAGAAUUGCCUGUUUAGAUCCUUUGUAUGGUGCCACGAAAAAGCUGUUGUCUUUUUAUGAAGAAAAUGAUGACAUAACUAAUCUCAUUCCAGUUAGUCCCGGAGAGAAUCCAUUGUUCGAAGAAGACCCGAACAUUAUCCUCAGUACUUUAGAGGAAGCUUAUUCAGAAUGCGACUUUACGGUUCUGUUUUGUGAUGAAGUGUCAAGUCAAAGUGGUAGAGUUUUACCACUAAAGGCGAUCGCUAAAUUUUGUAAGACAAACAACAUCGUACUUGUUGUUGAUGGCACUCAGAGUUGCGAGUUAUUUUUUGGUGACAAUGUUGAUGUGUUGAAAGAAGUUGAUUAUUUUGUCAUGAGCACUCACAAAUGGAUAGGUAACGUUAAAACAUGUGGAGUUGUUUUAUACAAAACAGAAGCACCAUCCCCACCCGUUAUUUCAUUUGGUUGGGAACCAAGGAAUGCUAAAUUGGGUACAACAGAGAAGGUACGAUCCGCUUUUCUCUGGCAAGGCAUGAUGGAUUCAUACUUGUCAUACAUUACCCUAAGUAAAGCACUGAAAAUCUUCAAGAAGUAUGGUGAAAAACAGUUUCGUUACGCCUCGAAUCUCCUGCAGAAGAAUAUAUCUGGUUUCUUCUCCCCUUUGUUGCCUAAUACAAGAGACAGAGUGAUAAAUGUUGUAACAUUGGAAAAUGCUCAACUUGAACCGAUUCAAGGCAUCAAUAAGAUUCAAAACACACUUCAAGAUUACGGGGUCUUUGUAAGCGUUAAAGAAAUAUCACAAGAUUGCAGUACGAAAAAAUCGUUUGGUCAAAAAGGUCGAUCCUGUACUAGACCAUCUGGUCAAACAAUCUACUUGCGACUUUCUUGCUGGUCAUACAACGAUCAGGAAGAUUUCAACUCAUUGAAAAUGAUGACAAAUAACAAUUUGGAAUUAUCUAAAUGUAGUCGUGAAGCAGUUCGUCAUCAAUUUUUAUUCAUGUUUGACCUGUAUGAGAAACUCUUCUCCGUACUGGAGUUGGAAGCGUAUUUUAUUCGCGCUGAACCACUGAGACAUCACUUGAUCUUUUAUUAUGGUCACACUGCUGUGUUUUACAUCAACAAACUGCUCGUGAGUGGAAAUAUAUCGCGUUUUGAUCGAAUCGACAGCGAAAUGGAGUCAUCAUUCUCAGUUGGGGUUGAUGAAAUGUCGUGGGAUGACAUAUUGGAAGAUAAUUACGAAUGGACAGGUUUUAACAGAGCCGAAAAAAUAUUGUAUUUGGAAAAAGUGAAAAACUACCGGGAAAAGGUGAAAGAACUCGUGUUGGAACUGAUUGAUGCAAAUCCUAUUACGAGUCCUGUUGAGCCAGGUUCGCUUUACUGGAUACUGCUUAUGGGAAUGGAACAUGAGAAGAUUCAUAUGGAAACGAGUGCAGUGAUCAUUUCACAGGUGCCACUAAACUUGAUAAAGAACAAGCAUACCUUUAAUUAUCAAACAUAUUGGAAUAGUAAGAAAUCUAAUGCAGAGGCUCUUGGAAUGCCAGAUACUAAUAAAUUGGUGCCUAUUCCAAGCGGGACUGUUUUAUUGGGCAAGACAAACUUGGAGCAAGAUUUGUAUGGGUGGGACAAUGAGUAUGGUCACGAGGAAAAGCAUCUGGAGUCAUUUCAGGCCAGUCAAAUGUUAGUUUCAAAUGCAGAGUAUUUGCAGUUUGUGGAAGCAGGUGGUUACACGGAAAAGAAAUGGUGGUCUCAAGAAGGCUGGAAAUUUGUGAAUGACAUGAAAGUUUCAGAGCCCCGAUUCUGGAGAAACAAGAAACGUUACAGAGCAAUGCUAGAGGAAAUACCAAUGCCAUGGAAUUUACCUGUUGAAGUGAACAACUUGGAAGCCCAGGCGUUCUGUAAAUGGAAAGGUGCACAGCUCGGAAAGAAAUUACGACUCAUAUCUCACGAUGAAUCGUUUCAUAUGCGUCAAAUUGUGCAAAAUGAAUCUAGUAAUACUAAUUUAAACAAAUAUGCCUCGCCAACGCCUGUGAACAUGUACGGAGGCGAAAUCGAUGGUGUUAAGGUUUAUGACGUUUCAGGGAACGUCUGGCGUCACAGUGUUUCCAUCUUGACCGUGUUAAAAGGAUUUCGAAUUGAUCCUUUCUACAAUGAUUUUACAUUGCCAACGAUUGAUGGUUUUCACAAUCAUAUUCUUGGCGGGUCGUGGAUUUCGAUGGGAAAUUGCGCCAAUGUGAACGCUCGGUAUGGUUUUAGAAGACAUUUCUACCAAUACGCUGGCAUUCGUUACGUCUGCAGCGAGAACACUUACCAUGAAAGAGUACUAAAUAUGUUUGACCAAAACGAGCUGACCAUGAAGAUCAGUGAACAUUAUUCCGACUUCACUGAGAAACUUUUAGUGGAGAAGCAGCCAAUAGAGAACUGGCCGAAACUUCUAGGUCAAACUUCUGUGCAACUGAUAAACGAACAUGUGAAAAAUGUUGAUAAGAAGCAGUCUAAGCUGUUGGUUUCCUUUGGAGGGCCUGGUAGAAGUACCCUUGAAAUAUUACGUGGUUGUCAAAACCUGUUCAUCGACCACACAGAUAAUUCAGCGAAUGAUUUACAAGUCCUCAAAAGUCUUUUGGAUGACACGAGAAUCCAAUGGUAUCAACAAUUAGAAGGGUUCAUUGUUAAACCUAUGGAAUAUCAUUUAACAGAAACUUCCGAGAGUCUUCUGGCGGAGAAAAACAACACGGUCAACUAUAUGCAGGCUGACUACAACAACAUGAGGUCUCAACUUGAUAACUAUGACGUCAUUGUUGCUGAUUUUAGACACAAAGAUGGUGGCGCGGAGCUGCUGCAACUAAUAAAUCGAUUAAGACGAGGAGGUUUACUUAUAUUGGGUAGCAUAGAUGAUUUGUUGAGUGAAGAUUCGUGUAAGAAUAAGAACCACUCGAUGUCGGUGCUGAAGACCCAUUGCAGUCCUUUUAUGAAAAACAAUGUGACGGAAUACGCGCAUGUUUAUUACGAAACGCGAAACAAACACCAGUAUUUUAUAUCUCAACUUUCUGUUUGGGUGAAGAAGUUGGAUCAAGACAAUGAAGUGUCCCUUCAAGUUGAAUCGAAGAAGGUAGCUGUGGACGAAGAAUUCACCACAGAAAAGUAUUAUGAAGAUGGAGACAUCUUAGCUUCCUAUAAGAGGUUUCAUUUCGGACCAGGCCUGCUUUCAGUAGAGAAUUUCCCACUUCAGAUGGCUAAAGUUUGUGUGGAUGCGUGUAGAAAACAUCAAAUCAAUUUUAAUACGGCGCUUGAUGCUGGGUGUGGUCCAGGAAGAACGGCAAUAGAGUUAUGCCAACAUUUCAAGCAGGUAAUGGCGUAUGAUUACUCCCAAGGCUUUGUCGAUUUGAUGCAGAAAAGCAAAGCGGAUAAAAAACUGGCAAAUUUAUCAGCUCGGCAGGGUGACAGUCACAAACAAGUUGAAAUGUAUGCAGAUCAAAAGUUUGACUUGAUUGUGGGGUGCAAUCUUAUCGAUCGACUUCAUAGUCCGAAGGAUUGGGUACUUCAGAGUAAGGCGAUGUUAUCUUCAAAAGGAUUAUUGGUCAUUGCUUCACCUUACACAUGGAAGAGCGAACAUACAAAUGUUGAGAAUUGGAUAGGCGGAUUUAAAAAGGAUGGGGAAGAUUUUUAUACAAUAGAAGGCCUUCGCGAUUUACUGUUGCCAGAUUUAGUGUUACUUGAAGAAACCAAAGUUCCAUUUGUUAUCCCAGAUGCAGACGGGACCUUCCAGUAUACUUACAGUAACUGCGCCAUCUUUGGAAGACGUUAGACCAUGUACUUUUCGCGCGUUAAUUUUGUAUAUAGGCUUAAAAAACAUGAUUUACAAAAUGGCAGACAUUUCUUAAUGUGGUUAGAUUUUAAUUAGAUUUUAAUGAUGAAUUUAAAUUUAAUCUAUUUUUUUUUUAGAAAUUUAUGUAACGCAUGUUUUAUUUUCUGAGUAGACGAAUUUUUUUGUACAUAAAUAUAGACAAAAUCAUAUUGCGAGCAAAUUUUUUUUGCUAUUGCGAAUGUAUGCGGCAUCGACUUUUUGUAUUAAAUAAUUUGUGAUUUACCCGGGUCACAUAACUUAACGUUGGAACAUCGAGACCGUCAAGUAAGCGCUAGUGGCUUUGAAUUCAGGAUGAGGAUGUCUAUUUGCUUAUCUUCAGUGUUUUUUAGUCAAAUUUUUAUAUCGUGCACAUUUUUUAACAAGAUAAGAUUACAAUUUUAUUUUGUUAUGGUGUUAUUUCAAACGUGAUUUCGAAAGACAGGAUGUAGAUCUUCAGUGAAUUUUUUAGAAUUAUUUAGCUGUUUCAAAAAUUUAUAGGCUUCAUUUAUUUAUAACCUUUGGUAUAAAUACCAGAAUAGAUGGAUUCGUAACCCCAAA